AUGUGGUGUAUUUCCAUCAUUGAGAAUACUAAGGAAUCAGGAAUUGUCAUGGAGCUAGAGAUGAAUUGGGAUGCCAAUCCAAGUAUCAUACUUGCUGUAAAAACUAGACUUGGUGUCGCGCUUCCAAUACAGGUGAAGGACAUUGGCUUUACAGGCGUCUUCCGCUUGAUUUUCAAACCACUAGUUGAAGAGCUACCUUGCUUUGGAGCUGUUUGCUUUUCUCUACGACAGAAGAAAAAGCUGGAUUUCAGACUGAAGGUCAUUGGUGGCGAAAUUUCUUCUGUACCUGGAAUUUCAGAUGCUCUUGAGGACACUAUAAAAAAUGCAAUUGAAGAUUCAAUUACAUGGCCAGUAAGGAAAGUCAUUCCUAUUAUACCUGGGGAUUACAGUGAUCUGGAACUGAAGCCUGUUGGUACCUUGGAAGUCAAGCUUGUGCAGGCAAGAGAUUUGACAAACAAAGAUCUGAUAGGAAAAUCGGAUCCUUUUGCCAUUGUAUAUGUACGCCCAUUACCAGACAAAAUGAAGAGAAGUAAAACAAUUAACAAUGAUCUGAACCCUAUCUGGAAUGAACACUUUGAGUUUACUGUUGAAGAUGCUGAUACUCAGAGUGUAACCGUGAAGAUUUAUGAUGAUGAUGGCAUUCAAGAAUCUGAAUUGAUUGGCUGUGCUCAAGUCAGGCUGAAGGAUCUACAACCAGGCAAAGUGAAGGAUGUCUGGCUAAAACUUGUAAAAGAUCUGGAGAUUCAAAGGGACAGGAAAGAUCGGGGUCAGGUGCACCUUGAGCUGCUCUACUGUCCAUUUGACAUGAAGGAAGAGGCGCCAAAUCCUUUCAGCCAACAGUUUUCGAUGACUUCAUUGGAGAGAACAAUGACAAGCAUGGAAAAUGGAUCAGGGGCCUCUAGUUUUGAUAGGCUGUCUUCUAGAAAGAAAAGGGAAAUCAUCAUACGAGGAGUUCUUUCAGUAACAGUGAUAUCUGGGGAGGAUCUGCCUGCGAUGGAUAUGAAUGGAAAAUCUGACCCAUAUGUAGUACUUUCUCUCAAGAAGACAAAGACAAAGUACAAGACAAGGGUUGUGAACGAAAGCUUGAACCCAGUAUGGAAUCAGACUUUUGAUUUUGUCGUUGAAGAUGGCUUACAUGACAUGCUUAUGCUGGAAGUAUAUGACCAUGACACUUUUCGUAGAGAUAACAUGGGGCGGUGCAUCCUGACCUUGACAAAAGUUUUGCUGGAAGAAGAGUACAAGGAAAGCUUCAACCUGGAGGGAGCAAAGAGUGGGAAGCUGAACUUGCAUCUGAAGUGGUCGCCACAACCAAUCAUGCGUGAUUCGCGAGAAGCGGACAGCUUAAGGUUCAGAUAA
This is a messenger RNA of Miscanthus lutarioriparius, 1356 nucleotides long. Lineage: Eukaryota; Viridiplantae; Streptophyta; Magnoliopsida; Poales; Poaceae. The record is from the annotation of a GenBank genome assembly.